Molecule: messenger RNA, 453 nt
Organism: Sparassis crispa
Lineage: Eukaryota; Fungi; Basidiomycota; Agaricomycetes; Polyporales; Sparassidaceae
Product: Transcriptional activator HAP3
Exons: 3
Coding region: 1-453 (150 amino acids)
Biological process (GO): regulation of transcription by RNA polymerase II
Cellular component (GO): CCAAT-binding factor complex
Molecular function (GO): RNA polymerase II cis-regulatory region sequence-specific DNA binding; DNA-binding transcription activator activity, RNA polymerase II-specific; protein heterodimerization activity
Source: RefSeq, a predicted model, not a curated record
AUGUCGGACUUUCCGCCUGCCAUUGCGCCCCAAGAUGAUGGCACUGGCGUUGCCCCGGAACCUGUGCAGGCACCGGAACCUGCACCCAUCACGGAGCAGGAAGUGGGCGAAUAUCGCGAGCAAGACCGAUUUCUUCCUAUUGCGAACGUCUCACGCAUCAUGAAAUCCGCCGUCCCCGGUACGGCUAAGAUCUCUAAAGAGGCCAAAGAAUGUGUGCAGGAGUGCGUCUCGGAGUUCAUCAGCUUCAUCACCUCUGAGGCCGCAGAGAAGUGCCAGAUGGAGAAGCGUAAGACGAUAGGGGGAGAAGAUAUCCUGUACGCUAUGGCGACACUAGGUUUCGAGAACUACGCAGAGACAUUGAAAAUUCACCUCGCAAAGUUGCGCCAGCACCAAACUACUUCCACAAACAACGCACGUUCCGCCGAAGCCACCGAUCCUCGCGUGGAGGAGUAG